Molecule: messenger RNA, 3687 nt
Organism: Pungitius pungitius (ninespine stickleback)
Lineage: Eukaryota; Metazoa; Chordata; Actinopteri; Perciformes; Gasterosteidae
Product: galectin-related protein-like
Exons: 5
Coding region: 113-658 (181 amino acids)
Molecular function (GO): carbohydrate binding
Source: RefSeq, a predicted model, not a curated record
AGGAGGGAGGGAGAGAGACACGGGAACAUCCUCCUGAGUCAGCGCCACGACGCGCACACGGCACGCCGCCUCUCUGCGCCGAUACCAGGCAUCCUCUGCUCUUCUGCUCAAGAUGGCGGUGCGGGCAGCGGAGAAGGACGCAAUGGUGUUGAAGAACGUGGAGGAUGAACACCUGAACGACUCGCUGGGGAAUCCCGGCCUCAUCUCACCUGACAAGGGGGACAGAUCUCGUCUUCUGACGGUCCCGUUCAGCGGGCGCAUCCGGGGCGGCAUGCGGCCCGGGAAGAAGAUCAUGGUGAUGGGCAUCGUCGAACUGGAGCCAGACAGCUUUGAUGUGAGCCUGACCUGCGGCCGAGACUCGGAGAAGGACGGGGCUCCGCAUGACGUGGCCCUGAAACUCACCGCCCGCUUCGCCGACCGUCAGUUCCUGCGCAGCGCCCGCAUCUCCGGGAAGUGGACGGUGGAGGAGGCGUCCACGGACUACUUCCCCUUCAUCCCCGAUCAGCCUUUCAGGAUCGAGAUCCACUGCGAGCACCAGAGGUUCCGUAUCUUCGUGGACGGACACCAACUCUUUGACUUUUAUCACAAAGUGAAAUGUUUCUCCUCCAUCGACGCAGUGCAGAUACAAGGGGAUCUACACAUCACCAAGCUGGGUUAGCCCCGCCCCCCCUGCUGCGUGUCUGUGUGUGUGUGUGUGUGUGUGAGGCCAGGACUUGACCCCACACACACAAACACACACAGACACGCACACAUGUGUGUGCGCCUGAUACGUCAUCAUCCAUAACCCAUCAUGCAACACUGCAGCAGAAUAACAACAAGUUAAGAGUUAGUUAUUCCCUCCUUCUUUUCUAUUGAAGAUGCUUUUUGGAGAACGAAUGUGUUUUGUCCUUGUAGCCGAGGUUCUGGUCCAAUCAGGGAUCUCACAGCUUAUUAACAGCACAUUCAUGUUCAUGCUUGGGUGGAGCAGGUGUGGUGCUACGAAGGAUGGAGGAAUAACCGGUUACUCAGGAACAAAUACCAGACUCUGAGCAGCUACCAAACGUAUUACUUCCUUCUCUCUAGAAACUUGUAUUGAAUCAACUGGAAAAUGCAUGUUGAUCAAGCUAAAAGAAAGUCAGUGUUCAUAGUUUGUGAAAAUCCUGCACGAUUCUACAUCAUCAGACCUCAAAGCACCCAAAGUCGCAGGUUGUUCAGAUUAGCUGCAUUUAUAAUUGCAGUUUUCCUCUAAAACCCAGAUAUCCUGCUCAAUACAAUGCGGUAUUACGUCUUUUCUCUGCUGAUGCGUCUCACAGCUCCGCGGGCGGUCACCCUGCCCCCCUGCUGCUCAUCCCAGUUGUCAUGGCAACACGGCGCAGUCUCACCGACCCAAAUCCUCCCAAAAAUGAGGAUUAUAACAUGACGCGAUGUCGUAGCGUACUGCGCGUCGGUAGCAUUAGUGAUCUGUUCUCCUGUAAACAGGAAGUAGAAUUCUGUGGCUUUUACUCUGAAGGACAAAGAUGAGAGCGCAGAGAGCUCUGAAUCAAACAUUAAACCAAUAUGCAACUGAUUUUCAUCCAAAAUAAGAAGCCGUUUAGGUGAGCGCGUGCAGGUGUUCAGGUCCUGGUGGUCUACUGAAUGUAAAGUAUUCACGUUUCUAUAGUAGCAUAGAAGAUAUAGUGAUGCAAAGAAUGAUUACUUCCUGUCUGUUUUUGGUGUCAUGGCCGGUGCUGUUUAUAGUCCCUUUCACGGUGAAGUGUUUCCAGUGUUAUGACGCUGUGGCGUCCUCGUUUCAUGCCGCCAGCAGGUUUUCUCACAAGCAGAACUUUGAACAAAUGCAGUUUGCUGCAAAGCAAAAGUCACCGUAUUAGAGGCUUAAUGUCUCUGUUUACAUCUCUUAAAAGUAUCUUCCUUCACACACCCAGUAGAACCAGGUUAGAGGGUCAUAGAAUAGGGUUCAUAAAGGUGUAUUAUGAGUAAUACGCUUUUAUAGAUGACUUAUACACCACUGAUGAGAGCAAAGCCUUCUGUGUUUAUUUUAUAUUUGCCAUGAAUUCAGUGAAUGCAGUUGAAAAAUUCUUUUGACGUGUUUUAAAGCGGUCUCCCCUUUCAUCAUAAGUGAUCGACGAGGUGCUGCAUGAAGAAACUAUAAAAGCUAUAAAGACAAAACUAAAGUGGAUUUCUCCAACCUGGCAACCGCAGCUCCUUUUAAUGGCCUCUAAUCAUAUGAUCCAUAAAACCCCAGCGAAACGUUUAUUAACCACAGAAAAAAGUCAUUAUUUGCAACUUCCUGGAAGGGUUGUAGAGGUCAAAGGUCAUAUCAAACGUUUUAAGUCUUCCAGAGCUUCCAUGCAGGUUCUCACACUUCACACUUCGAUGUGAUCCACCUCCCUGCUGCUGGGGACUUGGAGUAAGGCACGACGUCCGUGCGCUUACACACACACACACACACACACACACACACACACGUGCACUGAGGUGUCCGGGGCUCGGCCCCCCGGCUGCUCGUGUGAAGUGAGGCCGGUUUGUUGGCAGUGAGCCGGUGUGACGAGCUACUACAAGCCGAGAGGAAGUAAAAGAGCUCUUUCUGCUCACUGGUGACUGUUGGUGAAGUUCUAUGUAAUAAUGUUAAUAUUCAGCGUAUAACACAGUACGGUCAUAAAUGUGUUUCAUGGAUGUGUUGCAGAUUAGUUUUUCUGAUUAAUAUUAUUUUAUUAUAGAAUAAAUGUUUUGGGUCAUUUUUAAUUGACUCCAGCUUCUUUCAUGUAAAUAUUCUCUUCAGUCAGUGGUCUUUAGUAGCUGGAUGUGGUACUGUCGCACUUUAAAGAAAGUAAAAACCACACGUUGGGUUCGUGUUGCAGUGAAAUCCAACGAUGCUGCUGAGCCACAAGAUGAUUCUCGCCUCGAAACUCUUCUUCUAAUUGUCAUUGAACCCUUUAAAAGUGCAACUGAAUGUCAUCCUGAUUGUAAUCUGAUUAGAAACACUGUUCAUGUGUGAACAUAUGAACCCCCCCCCCCCCCCGUAAAGACGAGGCCCGUCUGUGUGCUGACCUGCUGCAGCCAGCUGCUGGUAACUAAACGUUACCACGUUAUCCCAGUAGAGCAUGACCUUUGGAUUUUCUUUUAUUCCUCGUGUGUUUUCAGGGGCAGACUUUUACUUCUACCCGUUUGCCUUUUUUUAAUAACCUUGUAUUUAUAAAGAUUCCAGUUUUCAAAAUAAACAUCUUUAAACCCUCCCAACAAGUAUCUAAGUAUCUCACUGAGGUCCUAAAAAGUGCUAAAAACCCACAUGACAGGUUGUGUGGGUGUGACAUGAUGUUGUCAUCUCUGUGUAAUAACCAGCAGGUGUGUGUGUGUGUGUGUGUGUGUGUGUGGUAACCUCACACCUUCUGUAUUUGGUAUGAAGGCAUCUUUAAAAAGGCUUUUUUUCUCUUUACAGGUCAAAUGUUACAUUUUGAACAAAGAUUCCUUUCUUUUGAUGGUAAAAGGUUUUUGUACCUUGUCUUUGAUCUUCUGUCACCGAUCAUCACACAGCUGAACACGUGUGUGUUCAGAGAUCACGUGACGAUGACGAUGGUCACCGGACCGGCGUUCAUUAAAGACCUCUCCAAAUGUUAUGUUUCUUUCCUUGUGCUUUUGUAUAAAUCAAAAAAAUAAACGGCUUCUCUGCAAAACAAUAAACUUUUGAUUUGGGAAUGUUCUCUUACUUCA